Molecule: messenger RNA, 351 nt
Organism: Soboliphyme baturini
Lineage: Eukaryota; Metazoa; Nematoda; Enoplea; Dioctophymatida; Soboliphymatidae
Source: the annotation of a GenBank genome assembly
AUGAACGGAAAGCGAGGUGUAAAGAAUUACCUGCUUUCUGAGAAGCAGUUCAGGAAACGCCAACCAGCUGCUGCCAACUAUGAUCGCAGUGUAAUGGUCUAUAAACUGAAAAACUGUGACAUAGCGUCCAACUUUCACAAAAACAGCAUCCGAAUGGUGAUCAUCGCUGCAUCAGGCGAAAAGUUGUUUAGGGCGUCACAAAUUGAGCCUAUUGUAAAGACUCAGCAGAUCUUCAUCGCAGAACCCUCCUACAGCCGGUGGCGUUACAUUCGUUUGGUAGAGCCGGUGCACUGGACCACAUGUAAAGUUCUACUUGGAGUCUGGCGCACGGUUCGCCGCGUCAACCAAUGA